Molecule: messenger RNA, 1265 nt
Organism: Parasteatoda tepidariorum (common house spider)
Lineage: Eukaryota; Metazoa; Arthropoda; Arachnida; Araneae; Theridiidae
Source: RefSeq, a predicted model, not a curated record
UAGUCAGUCUAGGUUUUAAUUCAUUCCAAUAAAAGUAUCACUCAUUCUAAUUCAUCAUAAGAGUCACGAAAUAAUUUUUUUAAAAAGAAUACCGUAUUUAUAAACUAGAGCUAAUUAAAUGAAGGAUUAGGGUAUCAUAGAAAAUUUAACAUGCACUUAAGGAAAAGCUAAAAUCUUUAAAAAUAUGAUUAAUGACUAUUCGAGGAUAACUUAAAAUGAUGGUUAAAAUAUUUCUAACCAGAGCAGUUUGAAAAUAUUUAAUAAGAGCCUUUUUUUGCUGGAUUCGGAAUUGAUUAUUUAAGCUUUCAACUUCUUUGUUGGUGAUAAUUUUUCACGAUGCAAAACACCAAAGACGAUAUAUCGCGUAUUACCGAAACAGUUAGUUUGUGCCGUAGAGUCGCAAAUACUAUUCGAAAGUGUAUGAAAUGUGAAACAGACCGUAUAACUAAGAAAGCAGAUGUUUUAAAACGUGGUUUUCGAGAAAGAAAGUUCGAAGAUCUGAAUAAACUUACCAGUUCUAUGCUAGAAGUUGAUUUCCACAAUUUCAAUACUUGUUGCGCUUACAUGGUUACUUACGCAGCUUGCUAUUCCGAACUUACCUACAUUGCUGCGGCAAUUCUCCAGAAUACCACUAACGAACUUCAUGAAAUUAUAGACAAACAAAGUUUGUUGACAAUCACGAGUAUAAAUGGCGGACCUGGAAAUGAUUUGCUAGGCUUUUUGUAUAGUUUGUGUGGGAAGUAUUCGAAUCUUAUAAAAUUAAACUUGAAUAUAAUUGAUUCGAACAUCCAGUGGCAGGUGUUCUUCUCUACUUUGAUGUCCGAAGUAGAGGCGAAUGGAAAUUGCAAUAAAUUGGGAAAAUUUAUAAGUGAAAUCAAACUGUCGCAUAAAUUUGUCCAUGGUGACGCAACCCACGGUAGAAGAUUUGGAGAAGUGAAAGAAACAUUGGAAAAUUCAGAUCUUGUUCUCAUGGUUCAAACAUUAAGUUUGAUGACGAUGGGGAAGAAAAUCGAUCUUUUACGGGAAGUAUUGGAUUUAAUGAAAAGGAAUGCAAUUAUCCUCAUAGUGGAUUCUGAGUGGCCCUCUUUGGUUGCAGGUUACACUCAAGGACAUUAUGAAGUGAUACUGAACAUGAAGGACUUAGUUGCAUGCACCAAGCCCAGUACUGUAUAUAACUGUCAAAACAUAACAGUUUGCGUAGCAGAUGCAAUAGCUUUGAAAAAACUAUGAAUGAUGUUCCAAAAGUAUUUAUUAUUUAAUAACAC